UUUCAUCUCAUCUCAUUUCAUCUCAUCUCAUCUCAAUCUCAUCUCAUCUUGUCCCGUCCCAUCCCGCCCUGUUCCGUCUCGUUCCGUUCUGCUCGUCCCGCCUCGUCUCGUUUCGUCUCAUUUCGUCCCUUUUCGUUUCUUCUCGUCUCUCUUCGUCUCAUCUUUUCUCGUCCCGUUGAAGAUUCCCAUUUGCUUUCGAUUGCUGCUAUUAAGUAAAAAUUAAAUGAAAGAUCGGUAGCAACAGAGGUGAGGACGGGGUGGAGUUUGAAGGAGGGAUGAAUGGAACGGCGGCGCUACGACGCAGCGUCGGGGCUGGUGCAGGCGCCAUCAGUGGUGGAGCCAUCGAACCAGCACCCAUCGCCACUCUGGUCGUAUACAAAGACGACGCUGGGUUUGGAAUGAAAGUUUCUGGCGAUAAUCCAGUUUACGUUCAAUCUGUAAAGGAAGGUGGCGCAGCAGCAAGAGCUGGUCUUCAUGCAGGUGAUAAAAUAAUCAAGGUGAAUGGAGUCAAUGUGAUGCAAUCUACACACACUGAUGUAGUUCAACUCAUAAAAUCUACUUUCUUUAUGGAUUUUUCACGAACAACUGCCGUAGAGACGGAAAUAAUUCGAAUGAAACUGUAUCAUAAGGAAGCAAAUGAAACAAUAGCAGCAAUAACGACAGUGACGACAGCAACAACAACAACAACUUCUGGUCUACAGGUUGGAGUAAUUGGUGCUACAAAUCAACAGCAUCAACGACCCGUCAGCCUGUCAGCGUCUGGAAACAUGUCACCUUCACAACCAGCGACCUCUCUUCAUAGAGCAUCCACUGCACCGGCAGGUGGUGCUCCAUGUAAUACUCGAAUUACAGGCCCACAGCCAGUUGAUCUCGAGAAGAAACGGCAGUUGGAAACACAGAGGGUUCACACAUUUCAGCUUAUGUUGGAAAAAGAACAAAGUUACGUAGACAAAUUACGAAGCGAGUUGGCAAAGGGUGGCACAAGUAGUGGCAACGUCAAUAUCACAGCUAUACAAGGAGAGUUAGCAGGUGCAGAAAGAAGAGUGCGCACUUUGCAAGAACAACUUGCAGCGAUUAGUUCCACUAAUGAACAGCUUUGCUCAUUGGUAACAAACACCUUGUGUUCCUCGGGUUAUUGUCCAUCCUCAAAUAACGGCAGUGGCGCAGACGUGCCGCCCCCACUGCCGUCGCGCAAAUCCUUAUCCAUGCAAAGUCUUUCUCCACCGCCUUUGCCUCCUAGACCUUCACCUGCCACGCAAAACACAGUUCAACCGGAGUUGGAUCGACAUCUACUGAUUCACUUAACGCCUUCAACCAUCAAUCAGAGUAUUUCUAAUUCUGUAAGUAACAUAAUUUCCAAUAUUGUCCAAUAUUGUUACAUUUAUAUCUAUUUUAUAUUUAUUUUACGCUUAUUAAUAAACAUAUAUAUGUUGGAAAAUUUUAGGGAGGAUGUAGAAAAAGAACAUGUGGAUUUACGACUUUUCACGACGGCAGCUGGUCUAGCUACGAUACUGAUAAAAAUUUUUCAAUUACGACCAGUAUGGGCCGAUCGAGUGCCAACCUUUGUCGCAAAAGAUAAAUCCAACAUCAAAGCACGGCUACUUACUGGAAAAACGCGUAAAAUGACAAUUAGAGGGCAUCAUUUUGUAGCACAUCAAUACUUCACGAUAACUUAUUGCAAUCAUUGUCAACUUAUUAUUGGUGGUAUAGGUCCUCAAGGAUAUUUAUGCAGUGAUUGUUCCCUCAGUGUACAUCGACAAUGUGUUCGUGUUGUGGAAGAAAAUUGCCCAGGUCCUUUAGUGCGAAAAGAAAGAACCAAUGAUAGGAUAAGUAAAUUGAUGGAACGCAUUCGACCAGAGAGAAAAUUUCCAUCAUCUCAUCAUCACCUUCAGAAUCAUACAUCGCAUUGUUAUGAAAUAAGAGAGAAAGUGGUCACUUAUACAGGAACAUCCUAUAUACUCAACUACCUGAAGUAUUUUUUAUAUUUUGUAUGUCUAUUUCUUCAAAAAUUUUUUUUUAUAUGCUAUUUUCUAUAUACUAAUCGGGUCCAGCAAAAUAUUACCAGUAAGCCAAAGACGUCAAACAUCAACAGGUCUGAAAGUUACAAGGAGCGGAUACAUCAUAAGCGGCAAUUAAGAGAAAAGAGGAAGACUAGUGAUCCAAAUCUUUCCAAAACAAAAGUCGGUUCCAGUGAUUGUGAGCCUUCCGGAAUAUUUCCUGGGAACUCAGCUGGCAGUUCAUCAAAUAGCAGUCUCUCGACGAGGAGUCUAGAUAGUCCUAGUACCAGUUUGGAGCAAGUACAUCCGACCUCAUCGGUGACAAAUGCAUCAACUUCAUGGGACAGUGAUGUCGAUGUCGAGGCUGAUCCACCGGAUUGGACUCAAGCUGUUCCUGAAGAUGUUCUUGCACAACUCAGCAAUUCUGAAAAAAAGAGACAAGAUGUUAUUAAUGAAUUAUUUCACACCGAACGCUCUCACGUUCGCGCAUUGAAAGUGCUUUCACACGUCUUCCAUAAGCCUUUGUUGGAAUCUCAGGUGCUGCCAUUAGAUCAGAUUCAAUUGCUUUUUUCUAAUUUGGAUGAAAUGUUGAUGAUACAUUCACGCUUUAAUCAAGCAAUGAAACGAAAAAAGAAAGAGAAUCCGUGCGUGAGUGACGUAGGCGAUCUUCUGCUGGAGAUGUUUGAUGGUGAAGCUGGCGAAGUAUUCGAAAAGGCUGCAUCAACUUAUUGUGCUAAACAACAAGUUGCUCUGGAUGCUCUGCGCGAUCGUCGUCGAAAGGAUUCCAAAUUGAAUACUUUUUUGAACGAAGUGGAGGCAAAUCCAUUGUGCCGCCGACUUCAACUAAAAGAUCAUAUACUUACUGGCAUGCUACGACUUACUAAAUAUCCGUUGCUCUUUGAAAACCUCGCUAAGUAUACGCCGGAUAAUAAUGAAAAAGAGAAAAUAGCUGUAUUGCGCAGUCUCGAGCGCAGUAAAGAGAUCUUGAGUCGCGUAAAUCAGGCGGUGAAAGAGGCCGAGGAUCACCAACGUCUGACAGAGAUUCAACGAGCAAUUGAUCGUUCAGCUUUUGAUAAAUUUGAUGAUCCAACCGUGCAAGAAUUCAAGAAUCUUGAUAUCACAAAGCGUAAAUUAAUCUAUGAGGGGCCACUACAAUGGCGACGUACUGAAUUAAAUCGAUCGAUGCCGAAUCGCUCGGUACCGAAACCAGUUGAUCUACAUGUAGUGCUGCUGGACGAUACGAUUUUAUUUCUACAUCGACAAGAUGAUAAAUAUUUGCUUAAGUUUAUCAAUACGACUAACCAGGCGGGAAAUUCUGUAUUAAGUCCUAUUGUCAAGUUAUCCACUGUAUUAGUGCGUCACAAUGCUGCCGAAAAGGAUUCUCUCUAUCUUGUUAAUACCUCGCAGGAUGGUGCACAAAUGUAUAACUUAGUGGCACCAUCCUCGGCAGAGCGCAAACUCUGGUGUAAGCACAUUUCUGAAGCUGUAGAAGCUUACAAAACACGUGAUCGUCAGGGUAGAAGACCAACACCAUCCGCCACACUACCAGAGGAACCGACGCAUAUGGAAGACGCAUCGUCUUCCGGACUGGAAGCAGACGGCAUAACUAUUGAAAAAGAUCAGGAUCAAGAAUCAAGAGAACUUGGACAAAAUGUUAUUAACAUGCAAGAACAUAAUGAGGAGACAACUACUACGGAAACUCCUUCAAUCGGACAAACACAACAGCGAAUACAAUCGACUGAAUCGUCAACAACAGGUAUGACAGAGCCUCUUCGAAUGAUUACAUGUACCCAGCUGUCAUUAAUAGAUCCAUUGGAAGUUCAUGUAGAAGUACCACCAGUACACGUUGCAGAACCGAUCCUUACACCAAUAGCUGAUCAGUUGGUAGGAAUGCUAAAUUCUGCAUUAAAUAUAAGCGAGACGGAAACAAUAUUUUCAUCACGUGGAGCAACAUUAUCAUCUCCUGCAUGUGAAAGUACUGGUUGUCCCUUGUUACGAAGUCAUUCACAUCCUCAACAAUCAAUCACGAAGAUGAUACAACCAAUACGUCUUUAUCUUACAACUCAGCUAUCACAAUUGUCUCAACUCUUGGAGAUUAUUAAAGAAAGAGAAGAAGAACGAGAGAAGUUACGGAAGGAACUGCAUAGGAGCAGAGAACGCAUACAUGCGCUUAAUACUGAUGUACAACGUCGUGAAUUCUCAGAAAUGAUAACCACGACAACCUGUACCCAAACAAUGCUUGAUGACCUUGUGCAUCAAGAUAAUUGCACCAAUGACUUCGCUCAUCAUGACUUUAUUGAUACGGAUAGAGAAACGAUUGCAGAUGAAGAUAUGGAAAACCUUGAACUUAAGGCAGAAACCGAAAUGAUGGGUGAUAGCGUCGGUUGAGAGAGAGCCAUCCACAUAGUUGAGAGAACAUCCUAUUGAUUAUAUCUUCUUUGAUGCAGUGUACUACACGAGUGAAGCAUUUUUGCAUAACGGAGAAAAUCAAAGUUAUUUGUAAAAGAAGUGGAAAACAGACAACGCAUAUACGUAUGCAGAACAUAAUGCGUAUAAUUCUUGACAAUGCACAUACAGGAAGAAGAAGCAAAAGUUGUCAGCUGUUUUAUUUUCUUAUAAUUCUUGGGAAAUUUGAUAAUGACAUAUCUCCUGCUAUUAUAUCUUUUAAUUAUUGAAAAUAUAAUACAUUACUAUGAAACAUGUUAUAUAUCCUGUAAAUCUUUUUAUUAUACAAAUUAUUUAUAUUUUUUUGAUGAUAUUCUUUUUCACCAUAUUUUUUGUAAAAUGUAAAAGUUUUUUGUGCAAUUUGAUUCUAAAUCUGCGAAUUAUUGUGUGGAAUAAAAAAAUUUUUUUCAAUCUCUGAAA
Messenger RNA from Pogonomyrmex barbatus (red harvester ant), 4862 nucleotides. RefSeq names its product Rho guanine nucleotide exchange factor 2 (gene RhoGEF2). Gene Ontology annotation, cellular component: cytoplasm. Gene Ontology annotation, molecular function: G protein-coupled receptor binding; guanyl-nucleotide exchange factor activity. Gene Ontology annotation, biological process: G protein-coupled receptor signaling pathway. The record is from RefSeq and is a predicted model, not a curated record. NCBI's taxonomy places the organism in Eukaryota, Metazoa, Arthropoda, Insecta, Hymenoptera, Formicidae.